AUUAAUUUACGAAUCGGAGCGAAUGCCGCGUGAGCUCAUUACGCUGCAGGUGGGCCAAUGCGGCAACCAGAUCGGCCGGCAGUUCUGGCAGUUGGCCCUCGAGGAGCACGCACAGAACUGCAAGCGGGCCGAGUUCGACGAGAGCAUGAGCACCUUCUUCCGUAACGUAGACAGCCGCUUCUGGCCGCCCGUCGAUCUGCCUUUUAUCGACGGUCAAUCGCCCAUCAAAUCACUUAAGGCCCGUGCUAUUCUCGUGGACAUGGAGCAGGGGCCCGUGACCGAGACCAUAGCUGGACCUCUGGGUGAGCUUUUCGACCAGCAGCAGCUUCUCACAGAUGUGUCCGGCUCGGGUAACAAUUGGGCGCACGGCCAUUGUCUUUAUGGCCCCAAAUACAGGGAACAACUAGAAGACAAACUGCAUCGCGCUGCAGAGCUCUGCGAUUCUCUCCAGUCGUUCUUCGUCAUGCACUCAAUGGGUGGAGGCACAGGUUCCGGACUUGGUACCUUCAUCUUGGGGCUGCUGGAAGACCAAUACCCGGACGUGUACCGGUUCGCGACCGUCGUCUUCCCGUCCGAAGAUGACGACAUCGUUACAUCCCCAUACAACAGCAUGCUCGCGUUGAGAGAGCUAACGGAACACGCAGAUUGUGUGCUGCCUAUUGAGAACGAGGCGCUGAUGGAUCUGUGCGCGAAGAUCGACCGAGGAGCGUUGUCCACUGGGACUUUUUCGACGGAUGAAAAACAAUUCACGCGACUGGUGGAUGGGUCAUGUCUAACCGGUUGUGUGGACUUAAGCGAACUUGAAUAUCUCUAUAAACGUGGCAAAAGACCGUCGACAACAAGUACAAAGCAGAACAAGAGGAAGGGCGUGACUGCACGCUCUAGUGCGCAGAAGAAGACGCACGUGUUUGGGGAAAUGAACAAUACUGUUGCGCGUCUUUUGACCAAUCUGACGAGCUCGAUGCGGUUCGAAGGCUCGUUGAACGUGGAUCUGAACGAGAUAACGACCAAUUUAGUGCCGUUCCCCAAGCUUCACUUCCUUCUGUCGAGUAUGAGCCCCGUAUUUGCCACUUCCGACCCCAGACAGCAACCUCGGCGACUGAAUCAAAUGUUUACCGAAGCAUUUCAAAAGGACCAUCAAUUAAUUCGGGCUAACCCACGAGCGAGUGUGUACUUGGCGUGUGGUCUGUUGAUGCGAGGAAACGUGGAAGUAUCGGACAUCAAUUCGAAUAUCCAGCGUUUGCAUUCUGAGGUGCGUAUGAUUCACUGGAACCAGGAAGGCUUCAAGGUGGGGGUAUGCUCGGUGCCACCUGUAGGCCAGAGAUUAUCGCUGCUGUGCCUAUCGAACAACUGCUGCAUUCGAGAAACAUUUGAGCGAUUGAAUACGCGUUUCCACAAACUUUACAGCCGCAAGGCGCACGUGCAUCACUACACUGAGUUCAUGGAUGCUGGUAUGCUAAACGAAGCGCAGGAAAACGCUCGGUUUCUCAUCGGAGAGUACGCCAAGCUAGAACGCGCUUCAGAGGCUACGCAACCAACAAUAACGGCAAGCACGAGACGGUUGCAACCGCUUUUCUAG
Molecule: messenger RNA, 1579 nt
Organism: Phytophthora infestans T30-4
Lineage: Eukaryota; Oomycota; Peronosporomycetes; Peronosporales; Peronosporaceae
Product: tubulin/FtsZ family protein, putative
Exons: 2
Coding region: 23-1579 (518 amino acids)
Biological process (GO): mitotic cell cycle; microtubule cytoskeleton organization
Cellular component (GO): cytoplasm; microtubule
Molecular function (GO): GTP binding; structural constituent of cytoskeleton
Source: RefSeq, a predicted model, not a curated record